AUGCCUCUCUUACAAUCGCUAUACGCCCUUUACAGGUGGUUCUUCCCCGACCCGACCCCAGCAGCCCCAAAUUGUCCGAUUCUCGGGCUACCAGACGAGCUCGUCCUCUGCAUUACGGGCCACCUUGCCGCCCAUGACCAGUUUCUUCUUACACAAACUUGUCGGACUAUGCGGCGGCUGGUAUCUCGCGACUGGAACGAGUACUUGCGUUCCCGGUCCUUGUCUGAGAGAAACAACUUCCUCAUAGCUGUUGCCUACGGCUCUCCAUAUCAUUGGGCCUGCGAAACUUGCGGCCGGCUACACACCAUCGAUCCGGACGAUUUGCCCUCGGUGAGCAGAUCGCCUACUUGCGUCCAGCCAAUCGAAUAUGGGGCACGUAUCUGGGCCAGAUACUAUCUCGAGCACCAUCACAUCCAGCUUGCCCUGAAGCUGUAUGGCCGAGGAGUCAAUACAAACUAUCUCGAAGGAUUAUUGACUACUCAUCAUUAUACGACCAUCAGCUCUGACCUGACCAUCUCAUAUACCGCCCGCCCCCGGAUUGCCGAAGGACACUUCCUCUUGCGCGAGAGAAUAAUCGUCGGAAACGGGAACAACCGAGCCACAUACUCCAACAUGCAGCACAGUUGGAUGACCAUCUGCCCACACAUGGCCAUGGUAGACAGCCCGUGGGACUAUCGAGGAAUGGUGGCGUGGCUUCACCAAACAGCAGAGCUGUACCAGGCCGUGACCCAGGCGAUCCUCCAUCCCGGGCAGGAGAUACAUCGCCAUUGCAGGUGGUGCCCGACCGACUAUUCGGCCUUCUAUCACCAGCGCCAUGGGCAGCUCGUUUUCAGCGCCUGGCAUGACUUUGGUGCGUAUGGCUCUGUUUCGAAUCCUUACUGGAGCUCUCAGGCGCGGCGCCAGACCGGUCGUGGUCACCAACUACCUCCGCGGUUUAGUCGAAUGCCAGGGGCGAGCCGCGCUGCAUACACGAAUAGACGUUUAUGGAGGCUAUGA
Trichoderma gamsii is the source of this 996-nucleotide messenger RNA. RefSeq lists its product as hypothetical. The transcript has a single exon. Gene Ontology annotation, molecular function: protein binding. The record is from RefSeq and is a predicted model, not a curated record. Lineage: Eukaryota; Fungi; Ascomycota; Sordariomycetes; Hypocreales; Hypocreaceae. The coding region runs from base 1 to 996 and encodes 331 amino acids.